Molecule: messenger RNA, 2583 nt
Organism: Seminavis robusta
Lineage: Eukaryota; Bacillariophyta; Bacillariophyceae; Naviculales; Naviculaceae
Source: the annotation of a GenBank genome assembly
CACUGACGAGCGUCGAGUCAUCAACCUAUUUGCCCUCGCAGCUCGCAGCCCUUGCCCUCUUGCAAGCACCCCAUCGCUCUCCCCAUUGUCAGAGCAACAGAAGAAACAACCGUUCUAUAGUCCUAGAUCACCAGAGUCAACCCUCUAAACAACGUCUGACGAAAGAAUGGAUACAGCUGUUGCGGAGGACAAGAAGGAUAUCACCAUUGCCUUCGAAGGCAAUGGUGCCACUGCUUGUGACACGAAGGAUAUCAUGGUUGGUGUUAGUGAGAACACGGCUACAGCGAGAACUGGGGAAUCAGAUGUGGUAAGCGAGAAGAAAACUGAUGUUGAAAAGCUUGGCAACUCCACGACGACGACGAUGGAUGAAGGGGCUGCACAAACAGAACCUCAUUCAAGGCAGGCCAUACAUAAUGUGGCAGAGUCCACAGAUGAUUUAGACGCCCCAGGCAGUGUUACGGGUACAUUCAUGCCACCAAUAACAACAGCUCCGCAGCGGCAGUCUGUUAUCACGCUUCCAGGAGCCUAUUCUGCCGCACCUGGUAUGGAACUCCAGCGAGCCAACACCCUCUCCCGCUUGGUUGUCAGCUCAAUGCAAGCGAAUCAUGAAACUGCCGAUGUCGAGCAAAACGAUCCAGCGGAAACCGCUCGUGAAACUGCUCCUGUGAUGGAACAUAAUAAUGGCUUGGCUGUGGCCAACCCAGUCGAAGAAGCCCUUCCCCAUCAUCUCCUACCACAAGCCCAUAGUGUCGAUGGAGAACAACAAGCUGAAAGAAAUGGCUUGUCAAAGAAAAUCAAGACAUUUUUGCUUCUUGGGUUAAUCCUCCAAUUUGCUGUCAUUAUGAUCCUUGUUGCCUUUCUGGCCCCAGAAAAGAACAAAGAUAUGGCAGAGCCUACAUCUAUUGGGGUGGAAUUCAUGGAGACAGAAUCCCCGACACCUUCCCCGACUUCUGCCCCUACAAUUCUUGCUGAUACAUGGGAUUUGCUUCCCAGAAGCACACUUUCUGCACUUGAAGAUCCCUAUUCGGCUCAAGCCAGAGCUUAUGAUUGGGUUUUGACUGACCCCAACAGGACAUCCUAUCCCCAAUGGAAAAUACUGCAGCGUUUUGCCUUGGUUGUGUUCUACUACAGCACAGGAGGGGAAGCCUGGAAUCUCCAGGAGGAUUGGCUCAGCUACAAUGUGGAUGAAUGUUCCUGGUACUUCAGGAAUCUUGUGGGUGGUGCAACGAAUUUUUUCUUCCAUGAAGGGUUACUCACUGAAGUGGGAUCGGAAAGUCAGUUUCAAGAUUCUGUCUGCAAUGCUGAUGGGCAGUACAUGCACUUGGUUUUCACAGAAAACAACAUGGUUGGAACCCUCCCACCAGAGCUCUCUUUGUUGAGUGACUCCUUACAGUAUCUGGAAGCUGGGUCAAAUGAAAAUCUCUAUGGCUUGAUUCCAUCUGAGAUUGGUCUGCUGACCAACCUACGCACUUUCUCUUCAGACCGAAAUCAUCAUUCAGGCCAAAUCCCAACGGAAAUUGGACAGCUCUCCAAUCUUUUGCACCUAGAGCUCGGCCGCAAUCCGUUCACCGGGUCAAUCCCAAGUGAACUCGGUAACUUGGAGGUCAUUAACCAUCUAAGUUUGCGAUACUGUCCCGGCAUGUCAGGAACCCUUCCUACGGAGCUAUACAGGUUGACCAACAUGGUCACAUUAAGAGCAGAGGGUCUGGAAGGACUUUCCGGUGGAAAACUUCUCUCAGAGAUUGGCCAAAUGACCAAGUUGGAUUGCAUCAAUCUCCAUCACAUUCCACUCAAUACUUCAAUUCCAACAGAAAUUGGCUUGCUCUCUAACCUGAGAAGGUUCAAUGUGUGGGCCUGCCAAAUCACCGGAUCUCUUCCAAGCGAGUUUUUAAAAUUGACAAACAUGAGGAGAAUAGACAUUGAUGACAAUGCCAUUACGGGUACAAUCGCUACAGAGUUUGGACUGUUUAAAAAUUUGACAAUGGCUUGGAUGAAUGGCAGCAGGUUUACCGGAACACUUCCAGGCUCAAUCUUUGAGAGUUGGGGACAGGUGACAUUCCUCAAGAUAAACAACAACAAUCUGGAAGGUUCACUGCCAUCGCAGCUAGGCCUUUUGACUUCCCUCGAGCUGCUGUGGCUUUUUCAAAACAGAUUCUCUGGCAGCAUACCGUCCGAGCUUGGGCUUUUGAGCAAUGUGACUGAGCUGUUUCUCCAUGACAACAAUCUGACUGGCGGAGUCCCUGAAAGCCUGACCAGUAUGGCUGCCCUGGAUCACCUUACUUUGUCCAACACCUCUCUUUCGGGGUCUAUUCCAGAAGCACUUUGUGAAAAGGUGUGGGACAUGUCCUAUAUCUGCAAUGUUUACUUUGGGAUAAUUUCGAUUUGCUACGAUGUGGAAAAAAUGAACUUUGCCUGCUCUUCCACUGAUCUAUGUGGAUGUGAUGCAUGUGGGGAGUGCAACUCUACCCGUAGCUAAUUGUUAUUGCAUAUUUUUUACUAACAAAAUUUACUAACAAAACUAAUACAUGGUUGCAUAGUCCAUGAAGCCUACAAGGAGAUUCAAGACUAAUUGUUUCAGAUCCG